This is a messenger RNA of Akanthomyces muscarius, 387 nucleotides long. RefSeq lists its product as uncharacterized. The transcript is spliced from 2 exons. NCBI's taxonomy places the organism in Eukaryota, Fungi, Ascomycota, Sordariomycetes, Hypocreales, Cordycipitaceae. Bases 1 to 387 code for a protein of 128 amino acids. The record is from RefSeq and is a predicted model, not a curated record.
AUGACUGGCGAUCUCACAUUUCACACCCCCGGACAGCCGGAUAGCAUGGAAGCGACACAUGCGCGGCUCGCAUUCGACGAUCAAAUCGAAGCGUCUUUAUCAUCCGAUCUCAACGUCAUCAUCCACACAGGAGGCGACUUGACAAAAAAUGCCAGCGACUGCGGUUUGUUUCGCCAGCUUCGACUCUCGGCGCGGGACACGGCGGCCGGGGGCGCGUUUUGGGAGUGGCCGCUGCCGCAGUCGCUCUCGCUGCAGGUCGGCAGCGACGGCAUCAUCGGGCGGCGCGUCUCCGUCUACGCGGAUGAAGGGAGGGAGAGCGAUGGCGCGGUGCUUGCAGAGGGCAUUGUGGGAUUCAACAGCUGGGCGGCCGAGCGGGCUUCUUUAUAA